AUGGCUCGCAAGAAGGUGACCCUGCAGUACAUCGCCAACGACUCCACCCGGCGCGGCACCUUCAAGAAGCGCCUCAGGGGGCUCAUGAAGAAGGCGGACGAGCUGGCCAUCCUCUGCGACGUCAGGACCUGCGUGCUCGUCUACGGCGAGGGCGAGCCGGCCGCGCCGGAGGUCUUCCCCUCCCACGCCAAGGCGGCCGCCAUCCUCACCCGCUUCCGCAGCAUGCCGGAGCUGGGCCAGUGCAAGAACAAGAUGAACCAGGCGGGCUUCCUCACGCAGCGCAUCGACAAGCUCCGCGACCAGGUCGACAAGUCCCGCCGCGAGUGCCGCGACCGCGAGAUCAAGGUCCUCCUGCACAGGGCCAUGCUCGGCACCCUCCCGGGCCUCGCCGGACUCACCAUCGAGGACCUCACCAGCGUCGGAUGGAAGGUCGACGUCCUCCUCAGGACCAUCGGCGAACGCAUCGCCAAAAUCCAUUCCCUCUCCCAGCUGGCGACGCCGCCAGCGGCAUACCAGCUCACCACCGGCAGCAUGGAGGACAUGGAGUCUCCGUCUCUGUACCAGGUCCAGGCGCCGCAGCAGCAGCAGGACGAGGAAUGGCUUGACAUGGUGCCCCGGCCCGGACAAGACCUCGGUACCCAGCUGCUCUACGGUGGCUAUACCACCGGUGGCCACGACGGCUCCAGCUUCUCCUCCUCCUCCGGCGGUGAUACGAAUAUGAAUAUGAUGAUGAUGCAGCCCUUCGAUCUGGGCUUCGGUCUAAGCCAUUUCCCACCCAUGUAAGCUACCUACUACCUAGGAUGAUGCAUGAUGGUGAGGAUCAUCUCCAGCCGGUCGCCGUGCAUGGCAUGCAUGCAUCAAUGCAUGGCCAGCACCUACCUAUACGU
Messenger RNA from Hordeum vulgare subsp. vulgare (domesticated barley), 887 nucleotides. RefSeq names its product agamous-like MADS-box protein AGL80. The transcript has a single exon. Bases 1 to 783 code for a protein of 260 amino acids. The record is from RefSeq and is a predicted model, not a curated record. Lineage: Eukaryota; Viridiplantae; Streptophyta; Magnoliopsida; Poales; Poaceae. Gene Ontology annotation, biological process: positive regulation of transcription by RNA polymerase II. Gene Ontology annotation, molecular function: DNA-binding transcription factor activity, RNA polymerase II-specific; RNA polymerase II cis-regulatory region sequence-specific DNA binding; protein dimerization activity.